Molecule: messenger RNA, 2510 nt
Organism: Felis catus (domestic cat)
Lineage: Eukaryota; Metazoa; Chordata; Mammalia; Carnivora; Felidae
Gene: PPP2R2A
Product: protein phosphatase 2 regulatory subunit Balpha
Exons: 11
Coding region: 514-1791 (425 amino acids)
Biological process (GO): peptidyl-serine dephosphorylation
Cellular component (GO): cytosol; protein phosphatase type 2A complex
Molecular function (GO): protein binding; protein phosphatase regulator activity
Source: RefSeq, a predicted model, not a curated record
GGCCAGCCGGCGCCAUUUUGAAAGUAGAGUCGCCUGCCCCUGCCGCCGCCGCCGCCGUCCCUGUCGUAGCUGCCGCCGCCACUGCUGGAGAAGGAGAGAGAGCGGGGAAGCCCCCAGAGUGAAAUCCACCAUCCUCCUGACUGGUCUGCCCGCCCCUCCUUCCUUCUUCCCCGACCCCCGCCCUCUCCCCCCACAGGUGCCAUCCGCCGCCAUCCGCCCUCCCUACCCCCCCAUCCCCAGGUGAGGGAGGUGAGUUCAGGAAGCGGCGACCCCGAGGAACCCAGCAGGGUCACCAUUUGCAGCGCAACAUGGCAGGAGCUGGAGGAGGGAAUGAUAUUCAGUGGUGUUUUUCUCAGGUGAAAGGAGCAGUAGAUGAUGACGUAGCAGAAGGAGGGUAUGGUUCCAUUCCAUUUUAUCCAAACAUGAUAUCAGAUUAUCCAGGAACAAGUUAAAAAGAAGGGAGACUCGUUCCAGAACACAUCUCUGGAAAUUACCCUAUGGACCCUGACUCUCAUGGCAACAUUACAAUCAGAUAUAAUUUCUACAGUAGAAUUUAAUCAUUCUGGAGAAUUACUAGCAACAGGAGAUAAAGGUGGUAGAGUCGUCAUCUUUCAGCAGGAGCAGGAGAACAAAAUCCAGUCUCAUAGCAGAGGAGAAUAUAAUGUUUACAGCACCUUUCAGAGCCAUGAACCAGAGUUUGACUACUUGAAAAGUUUAGAAAUAGAAGAAAAGAUCAACAAAAUUAGGUGGUUACCCCAGAAAAAUGCUGCUCAGUUUUUAUUGUCUACCAAUGAUAAAACAAUAAAAUUAUGGAAAAUCAGUGAAAGGGACAAAAGACCAGAAGGGUAUAACUUGAAAGAGGAGGAUGGAAGGUAUAGAGAUCCUACUACAGUCACUACACUACGAGUGCCAGUCUUUAGGCCCAUGGAUCUAAUGGUUGAGGCCAGUCCACGAAGAAUAUUUGCCAAUGCUCAUACAUAUCACAUCAACUCAAUUUCUAUUAAUAGUGAUUAUGAAACAUAUUUAUCUGCAGAUGAUUUACGGAUUAAUCUUUGGCAUCUGGAGAUUACAGACAGGAGUUUUAAUAUUGUGGAUAUCAAGCCUGCCAAUAUGGAAGAGCUAACAGAGGUGAUCACAGCAGCAGAAUUCCAUCCGAACAGCUGCAACACGUUUGUAUACAGCAGCAGUAAAGGAACUAUUCGGUUAUGUGACAUGAGGGCCUCUGCCCUCUGUGAUAGGCAUUCUAAACUGUUUGAAGAACCUGAAGAUCCCAGUAACAGGUCUUUUUUUUCUGAAAUCAUCUCCUCUAUUUCUGAUGUAAAAUUCAGCCAUAGUGGUCGAUAUAUGAUGACUAGAGACUAUUUGUCAGUCAAAAUUUGGGACUUAAAUAUGGAAAACAGGCCUGUGGAAACAUACCAGGUUCAUGAAUACCUCAGAAGUAAACUUUGUUCACUGUAUGAAAAUGACUGCAUAUUUGACAAAUUUGAAUGUUGUUGGAACGGAUCUGACAGUGUUGUCAUGACCGGAUCUUACAAUAACUUCUUCAGAAUGUUUGACAGGAACACAAAGCGAGACAUAACCCUAGAAGCGUCGCGGGAAAACAAUAAACCUCGCACGGUUCUGAAGCCACGCAAAGUCUGUGCAAGUGGCAAGCGAAAGAAAGAUGAAAUAAGCGUUGACAGCCUAGACUUCAACAAGAAAAUACUUCAUACGGCCUGGCACCCCAAGGAAAACAUCAUUGCUGUAGCCACUACAAACAAUCUGUAUAUAUUUCAAGACAAAGUGAAUUAGGGUUGGCAUUCCCAGCCGAAGAGCCCACUUCCUGCUUAGUUGAGAUAGUUGAAUCUAGCAUUCGUACCUAAAAACGAGAGAGGUCCAUUGUGGCGCCCCUUUCCAGUGUUUGACAGUGUGCCAUUCGACAACACAUUUUUUAUAGCUACAUGGAGAGAUCUCUGUGGAUCCUCACCGCGGUGUUCUCCAUGUCUGCUAGCCAUGUAGGUAAGGGUAGGGCACUUUUAAUUUAAAUGACUUCUUGCACCAUCUUGCCUAAUGGACUAGAUUGGACUGUGUCAACAUUGAUUUCCUCCACUUUUUAUGCCUUCCAUUGUGAUGACGUCAAACACAGUGAAAGCCUUCAGUCAUGCUUAUGGGAUUUAAUUGUGUAUCCUCAUUACUGUAUCAUUUGUGGGGUACACCCCUCCCCCUUUUUUAAAUUAAACACAGCUCAUUCUUACUGUGGCUUGUAGCAUUCCUCCUCUUCUGGCCUCCUGGACUCUUCCCCUCCGUCUCUCUCACCCCUGCCCCUCCACCCAGUCUUGGUGGUGGUAUAUUAAAAAAAGAAAGAACGAAAGCACACAAAAUGAGUCAGUUUGGGGUCAGUGGUAAAGGGGGUAUAUGUUGCGAACAAAUGUUUUAAAUAACAGUUGGCUGUAAUCACUCCUUGCCGUGUCUGGCACCGAAAAUAAGGAAAAAAAAAAUACUACUACUGAAUAAAAGUGACAAAGAAUGGA